This is a messenger RNA of Stegostoma tigrinum, 2557 nucleotides long. It is a transcript of the gene ampd1, whose product is annotated as adenosine monophosphate deaminase 1 (isoform M). The record is from RefSeq and is a predicted model, not a curated record. Gene Ontology annotation, cellular component: cytosol. Bases 126 to 2351 code for a protein of 741 amino acids. Lineage: Eukaryota; Metazoa; Chordata; Chondrichthyes; Orectolobiformes; Stegostomatidae. Gene Ontology annotation, molecular function: AMP deaminase activity. Gene Ontology annotation, biological process: IMP salvage; AMP metabolic process. The transcript has 15 exons.
GCGAGGUCAAGCAGCAACCGAAAAGCAGGACCAAACUCCGUAAAAGACCGUCAGAUUGACUUUGAAUCUCAUCUACUGCUGUGUUCUGCCUCAGACAGAGAAAUCUCUGUGAUCUACCUACCAAGAUGUCGAAAAUCAAAAAGCCAGAGUUUGAUGAAGAAGCACGGGUCUUGGCUGAAAAAGUCUUCGCCCAUGAUGCUAAAGAUGAAGAUGAACGAGAUGAGAUCUCGCCAUUCGAUAUGGCUGACAAUUGCCCAAUUGGACACCUUGAGAUGCAACACCAUUUAAUUGACAGGAAAGCAAAGGAAUCCUCAAGCAAAAGGUUGAAAAUGAUCAUGAAAGCAAAGGCAAUCACUGAACCAGUUCCAGUUCUCGAGGACCCUGCAGUUACACAGUCCAAAGAAUCAGCUGAUCAGAAGGGCCUGCCUUCGUACACAAAUGUGCCAGAAUUUCAGAGAGUCGUCAUUUCUGGAGACUACGCGUCAGGGGUAACCGUGGAAGAUUUUGAAGUUGCCUGCAAGGGCCUGUAUCGAGCUUUGACCAUUCGGGAGAAAUACAUGCGGCUAUCAUUUCAACGAUUCUGCAGGACCACUGCACACUUCCUGCGGAACAUGGAAAAUGAGCAAUGGAAAGAGGAGAAUGAAGUGCACCCAAUAUUUACUCCACCUUUAAAGACAGGGGGAGACCCCUUUAGUCCAAAGGACCUACCUGAAAAUCUUGGCUAUGUAUGUAGGAUGAAAGAUGGAGUGAUUUACGUUUAUGCAAAUGAAGAAUCAGUCAAGAGAAAUGAGCCCAAAGACUUACCAUUCCUAGACCUGGCCACCUUCCUGGAUGACAUGAACUUUUUAAUUGCAUUGAUUGCUCAAGGGCCUGUGAAAACAUACGCCCACCGUCGCUUGAAAUUUCUGAAUUCUAAGUUCAAUCUGCACGAGAUGCUGAAUGAAAUGGAAGAGAUGAAGGAAGUGAAGACUAAUCCUCACAGAGAUUUCUACAAUGUCAGAAAGGUUGACACACACAUCCACGCAGCAGCCUGCAUGAAUCAGAAGCAUCUCCUACGCUUCAUCAAGAAGUCCUCGAGGGUUGAUUCAGACCGCAUUGUUUGGACUUCCAAAGACAAGAAGUUAACCUUGAAAGAGCUCUUUGAUAAGCUGAAGCUGAAUGCCUAUGAUCUGACGGUUGAUUCUCUGGAUGUGCAUGCAGGUCGUCAGACUUUCCAACGUUUUGAUAAGUUUAAUGCCAAGUACAAUCCAGUGGGUGCCAGUGAACUCCGUGACCUUUACCUGAAGACAGAGAAUGCCAUUGAAGGAGAAUAUUUUGCUCACAUCAUAAAGGAAGUGGCAUCGGAUUUGGAAGAUGCCAAGUACCAACAUGCAGAGCCACGUUUGUCCAUCUAUGGGCGGUCACCAGAUGAGUGGUCUAAGCUGGCAACCUGGUUCAUCAAGCACAGGGUCUUCUCUCCCAAAAUGAGAUGGAUGAUUCAGGUCCCCAGAAUUUAUGAUAUUUUCAGAGCCCAAAAUUUCAUCCCACACUUUGGAAAAAUGCUUGAAAACAUCUUCAUGCCAAUUUUUGAAGCAACGGUGAACCCUCAGGAUAACAUCAAGCUCAGCAUCUUCCUGAAACAUAUCACCGGGUUUGACAGUGUCGAUGAUGAGUCCAAACACAGUGGCCACAUGUUCUGCACAAAGAGCCCCAAACCGGAGGAAUGGAAUAUGCCGAAGAAUCCUUCAUACUCUUACUACCUCUGUUAUAUGUAUCUUAACAUCAUGAUCCUCAACAACCUCCGAAGGGAGAGAGGGUUAAACACUUUCUUGUUCCGUCCACACUGUGGUGAGGCGGGAGCUGUGACACAUCUGCUGGCAGCCUUCAUGACAGCAGAUAACAUCUCCCACGGACUCAAUCUGAAAAAGAGCCCAGUGCUGCAGUACUUGUACUUUCUGACUCAGACCCCCAUCGCCUUGUCUCCUCUCAGCAAUAACAGCCUGUUCCUGGAGUAUGCCAAGAAUCCACUUCCUGAGUUUCUGAGGAAGGGGCUGAUGGUCUCACUCUCCACUGAUGAUCCCAUGCAAUUCCAUUACACCAAGGAACCGUUGAUGGAGGAAUAUGCCAUUGCUGCUCAGGUCUUCAAACUUAGUACCUGUGACAUCUGUGAGAUAGCACGGAACAGUGUCUUGCAGAGCGGCUUCUCGAAACAGGAGAAGGCUCACUUUCUGGGAUCUAACUACCAUCAGGAAGGGCCGGAAGGAAACUGCAUUCAGAAGACAAAUGUACCUCAGAUACGAAUGGCCUACCGCUACGAAACACUCUGUUACGAACUGAACCUGAUCAAGGAAGGAUUGAAAGAUCUGGAGUAAAAACAGCACUGCUACAUCAGUGGGAGCUUGACAAUGUGGGCUGUUCUGCCCUUAAGCACAAAAGCUGCUCCUGUAGCUCUAGAGCUGUUUGGACCUUGAGAGAGACUCAUAGCAUCUUCAUAAGCCAAUGGCAACAUUUUGGGAAAAAUAUUAGUGAUUGAUGUGAAAUCUUACUUAAACAAAAAUAGAUGAUUUCCUGGCCUUUC